UAAUAAUUCAGCGCUCAGUUUUGCCCUUUUGUUCAUCCACCGCGACCCAGAACUAGAGCCGAGCAAAGGGUUUUAGAUUUUUCCUCUGUUGGCGUAUGCUCUAGGAGGAUGUGGAAGGGAAUUUUGGUUAUUCUGGCCGUUGGCCUUAUAUGUGUGGACGCCAGAGCAUCCGUUAAAGCGAUACGAAAACCAAGACAACAAAGAUCCCACGCAGAAUGGAUAGAUGAUAAUGAAGAAGAUAAAAGAGAUGCUAUUAGGAAGCCAAACGCUUUUGGAUCGUACCAAUACCCUCAGGCUGCACCUGUUGCCACCGCGUACAAUGCCGCAGCGAGGUCAACAGCACCGUCAUCCUCUAACACUGGUACUGCGGCGGCGCCAGCACAGGCUUUCGCUCCAUCAGCGCCGGUAGCAGCCCCCGCACAAGUUGCUGCAGCACCCGCCCCUGCCGCAGCUGCCCCUGCUCCCGCCCCGGCCGCAGCGGCACCAGCCCCUGCUCCGGCGGCACCAUCAGCCGCGGCAGCUCCAGCACCAGUCCGAUCGGUGCCAUCCACCUCCCCAAGCUCAGUUCGAUCCGCCACACCAUACUACCCACAGACACAGCAGCAACAGAGCUCUGUUAGCAGCAGCUACUCCUACUACCCCCGAGCCGCCCCCUCAUACUACUACUCACCACCUGCCCCUGCCGCGUACGCACCUUCCACCGCUACCGCCACCGUGGCUGCCGCAGUCGCCCAGGCGGCCAAGUCCACCCUCACCUAUGCAGGUUCUUGUUAUGAUGAUAAUCGCGCCGAGCAGUUCUGCCGUAAAGCCACUAUCCCGUGUUACUGCGCCGAGAACCAGCACUUUAUGUACAGCUACUGCAGACGUGCCUGCAACUGGUGCGACAACACAGAUACAACAGGGCAACGCUUCUGGCGUAUCGUAAAUGCUGCACCGCUACAGCGAUCUUGGUUUGUCCAAGAAGUCAAGCUUUUCCAGGACACCACUUCCAAGCAGCCUGUACCUAUGGAUGGGGCGAGAUUCUUUGCUAGUUCGUCUUUCGCUGGCUAUCUUCCAGACUAUGCCUUCGACGGCAAAAACCAAACCUACUGGCUGCCAGAUGGUUGGGUAGAGAGGCCCGCUGCCUCAGACUACAUAGGCGUAGAGUUCCCUGAACCCGUUGUCAUCGAAUCAUUACGGGUGAUCCACUCUGGAAAGGAAAAGAAAGCCAUCUCUACCAAGAUGUAUCUGCAAUCGUCAUCAUCAGGAGACGUAAAUGCGUACACUACCACAUUUAUCAUGAACAACAAUGACGCCAAAGAGGACGUGCGCUUCUACAAGAAAAACUGCCCGAUCUUCUGGCGUCGUUAUGAGACAGAUAACGGCAUCUUCUGUUAUAAAACGGUGACAGAGCUCAAGUCUUGGCAGGAGUCUAACGAUAAGUGCCAGCAAUAUGGCGCUGAGCUGACAAGUAUCACCAACCAACAGGAGGCUGACUUCAUCAGCAAAGACCUUAAGCUGUGUGGGUUCACAUGGAUAGGUCUGAACGACAAAAAGAACCUUAGCCACUUUCAAUGGACUGACGGUUCGCCUGUCGAGUACAAGGCGUGGGCGUGGGACAUUCAGACCUUUGGUUACCAAGGGGACAGCAACAUGAAGCGAUUUGAGAACUGCGUCGCACUGGAAAAGACCGGCGGAUGGCGGCCAUUCCACUGCGAUGACAAAUUCUACUCUAUCUGCAAGCUGACACUACUUCAAAGUGAAGAUGAGAAGGAAAUCGAAGCUCAGAUAGCAGCAGCCAACAGAGCAUCCAGUAUGCCUUCUUUGCAGCAACCGCUGGAUUCAACAGUUGUGACAGUGGAGCAGGCUACCUCUGGCUCCGGAUCAGGGUCUGGUGACGACUCAGGUGACGACGCAAAUGCACUGCCAGCCAAUAAUAGCGGAAGCGGAAGUGGAUCCGCGAUGAAUGACGAACCGCAAACGGAUGAUAGUUCUGCUUCCGGUGAUGAUACCACAUCCCCCGAGUUAUCCAGGGCGUCAAAUGAGGUCCCGAAAAUUGUACAGCCAUCACGAAGAAAUAACAUCGCCUCUCCACUACAGGAACUCAUCGACAUGAACCGAUGAAAAUAAAAAAAAAAACGGCCAUUUUAAUAAGAGUACUAAUAAUUCGGUGGGACUCCGCGUUUAGGAAGUUUUGACUCACCUGCGAUUUUCAGAGAAAACGUGUUGCGAAGCUGGGUGUGUCCUACAGCAUCAAGUGCUGGACUGUGUAGUUCGUUAUAAAUAUCAGGACUUUCAGCAACAUCUUCUUCGGCGCUACCACCGUCAACAUCUUAAUUACAACUUUAAUAAGCACCAUUACCAUAAGCACAAUUAUCAUAAGCGCAGACAAUAUCAACAUAAUCAAGACCAUCAAUAGCAAUAUUAUCAUCGACUUCUUCAUACAAAUCAUUAACAUUAUCGCCAUAACCACAUCACUUUGUGUUUUCGAUCACUUGUGAUCGUCAACCCUACAUCCAAGCAGGUGUAAACCAGAAAAUGUCUGGUUCAUGUGCAUACUCCAGAAAAACGGUAGUCAUUAUACGUCCAUUUGUUUUAAUUCCAUGGCCUCAUUGCCAUGAAAACCUGGCGUAGGUUCUCAAGAGAGAAAAUGCUAACCCUGGCAAAAACGGCUAUUGACAUUUAUUUGGACGAGAAGCCAAAUUCCCGGGAACACGGGGGCUCGACUGACAAGGCCCUGGGUCAUCUAUUUCACAUAUAUCUAGAGGUUAGAUCACGGGGGCUCGACUGACAAGACCCUGGGUCAUCUAUUUCACAUAUAUCUAGAGGAUAGAUCACGGGGGCUCGACUGACAAGACCCUGGGUCAUCUAUUUCACAUAUAUCUAGAGGUUAGAUCACGGGGGCUCGACUGACAAGACCCUGGGUCAUCUAUUUCACAUAUAUCUAGAGGUUAGAUCACGGGGGCUCGACUGACAAGACCCUGGGUCAUCUAUUUCACAUAUAUCUAGAGGUUAGAUUCCAGUAGUGUACAUCAACGAAGCGACGAUCAAAAUAGUUAAAAGUCCUCAAAUAUGACACUCCAUGAUUCGUUUGUAAAAAAAAGCCAUUUUAUUUUGAUAGUUUAUGUUAUCAUUAAUUUCUUCAGCACAAGUAUCAGUAUUUCAUACGAAGCUUAUACAUAAACUUUUGUCAAUUAUAAUAAAUUUACCAAGCUGGAA
This is a messenger RNA of Nematostella vectensis (starlet sea anemone), 3198 nucleotides long. RefSeq lists its product as uncharacterized. NCBI's taxonomy places the organism in Eukaryota, Metazoa, Cnidaria, Anthozoa, Actiniaria, Edwardsiidae. The record is from RefSeq and is a predicted model, not a curated record. Gene Ontology annotation, molecular function: signaling receptor activity. The transcript is spliced from 15 exons. Bases 109 to 2103 code for a protein of 664 amino acids.